This is a messenger RNA of Epinephelus lanceolatus (giant grouper), 1079 nucleotides long. The record is from RefSeq and is a predicted model, not a curated record. NCBI's taxonomy places the organism in Eukaryota, Metazoa, Chordata, Actinopteri, Perciformes, Serranidae.
CUCUCUGUCCAUGUGUCUGUACUGUAUGUCAUACUAACCUCUAUGUGUUCAUCUCUGUCUGUAUGAUGUUGUUACCAGGCUGUCUUAUCAAAAAUGUAUUGUUUCUUCUGUUUCCCAGCUUAUUAGCAUUCAUGAGUUCAUUUCUCCUUCAGGUUUUGAUGCUCUAGGAGACCUGUUGAAGCCUACGAUGCCCACACACACUGCACCUCUUCCUCCUCCUCAAAUGGCCAUCCAUCAUGGAGGAAAGCUGCUAGCCAACGACCUCGACUCCUCUCUGGCCAACCUCGUGGGCAAUCUGCAGUUUGGUGGGACCCCAGCCAAGAAGCCAGAGAUGCAGUGGAACCAGCCUGGAGAGAAGAAGCUGACGGGAGGCCAGAACUGGCAGAAUAAGACCAUGUCGACCACACAGUGGGGCCCUGCGCCCAUGGCCCCACAGCCCAUGCCUGUACAACACGUGGUAAGGAGACUGAUACACACACUGAACACUGUGGGAGGUUGAGUUUGCCUUGACGAACAUCCAUCAAGGUGUCCUGAAGUCCUGCAGAAAGCCUUAAUGGAUGAUUCCACUUAUUACAACUUGGGUCUUAUCAGUGAUGGUAACAGUUAACUAACCACAUUAACUGGUAAAAAUGGCAACAUAUAAAUAAGACAUUUGGCAGGUCAAAAACAAGAGCAGUCCACAACAUUUCCAACAUUUUGGUUGUGCUCACUUCCAGUGUUCCUCCCAAAUAAACUGGUUUCAAUAAUCUGAGUAAACUGCGGAGCUUGUUUACAAUCUGUCUGAUUGUCUCUGAAUGCUCAUGUUUUUUGCCCAUGUGACUUUCCAAGAUCUCAGACAUGAUGGCCAAAGCUAUGAAAAUAAGAGCCAAGUUGUAAUAGAGCAGAAUUAUCUUUAAUGAGGAUCCACCAAGGCAUCUGCAAGUCCUGGAAAUGUUUUGAAAACUGUUGUUUGGAGGCUGAAUUCUUGGCCUUCAAGAGUUAAAUUAAGUCUUAAACUAAUUCAUAAAUGUAUUUAAUAAAUUGUGGCUUAUUAUUCGUUGUAUUAAAGGAGCAGUUUGUCAUUUUGGGAAAUAUGCUUA